GCCAGUUAGUAAAAACAAUUUUUAUAUCCGAACCUCUCGAACGUACUGGUCUAGCCCGAGCCUAACUCCAGGUUUAUAUAUGGCAAAUAAGCCGCAGCCGAGCGCAGCUGAGAGCGAGAGAGAGGGAGAGUAGAUUUAGGGUUUAUUUGGGUGAGCGUCCUGUGCUCUGAGACUAAGGUAGGGAAGAUACUAGAUUCAUCAUGGGGCGCAUGCACAGCAGAGGUAAGGGUAUUUCUUCAUCGGCGCUGCCGUACAAGAGGACCCCUCCCAGUUGGCUCAAGAUCUCUUCUCCAGAGGUAGAAGAAAAUAUUUGCAAGUUUGCAAAGAAGGGUUUAACGCCUUCUCAAAUAGGCGUUAUUCUUCGUGAUUCCCAUGGAAUUGCACAGGUUAAAAGUGUUACUGGAAAUAAGAUCUUACGGAUUCUGAAGGCUCAUGGUCUUGCUCCGGAGAUCCCAGAGGAUUUGUACCAUCUCAUCAAGAAAGCGGUGGCCAUCAGGAAACACCUUGAGAGAAACCGAAAAGAUAAGGACUCCAAAUUCAGGUUAAUUUUGGUUGAGAGCAGGAUUCAUCGCUUGGCUCGAUACUACAAGAGGACUAAGAAACUUCCACCUGUGUGGAAAUAUGAAUCAACGACUGCCAGCACCCUCGUGGCUUAGAGCAGUUUUGCUUGGAGUCAUAUAAUUUUGGGAAUCUUGGGUUUGCUGAGGUCUUGUGGGUAUUACGCUUAUGCAAUCUUUGGAAAAAAUCAGCUUGGUUACAGUGCAGUCCAAUUUUAGUGUAUUGGUUUAAUACUUGUGUCCAGAGGAUUCUUUGGAUGAUGUUCGGAUCCUAAACUAUGGGUUAUUUAGGCCUUUUUUGAACUUAGCUGAUCCUUGUUUGAGUGUUGAAUCUAGAAUGUACUGCUUUUAUUGGUGGAUUUAAAUUUCACCCAAAGAUUUUCCUUAUCUAGAUAUAAUUGCCUGCC
Molecule: messenger RNA, 964 nt
Organism: Amborella trichopoda
Lineage: Eukaryota; Viridiplantae; Streptophyta; Magnoliopsida; Amborellales; Amborellaceae
Product: small ribosomal subunit protein uS15
Biological process (GO): translation
Cellular component (GO): nucleolus; ribosome; cytosolic small ribosomal subunit
Molecular function (GO): small ribosomal subunit rRNA binding; structural constituent of ribosome
Source: RefSeq, a predicted model, not a curated record